This is a messenger RNA of Setaria italica (foxtail millet), 2571 nucleotides long. RefSeq lists its product as uncharacterized. NCBI's taxonomy places the organism in Eukaryota, Viridiplantae, Streptophyta, Magnoliopsida, Poales, Poaceae. The transcript has a single exon. Gene Ontology annotation, molecular function: protein binding. The coding region runs from base 379 to 2316 and encodes 645 amino acids. The record is from RefSeq and is a predicted model, not a curated record.
CUCGCUCCUGCUACUCAAUCCUCCUCAUCCCGUGCCCUCCAAGGGACGAAAUCGAAGACGGCAACGCCACACGCCCACACCAGAGCCAAGCGACCAGCGUAGGAACCCACGCGCCGGCGCCUCCCAGCUCUUACCCUGCUGGGCGUGCGGUGGUUCGUUAGUGGCGGGAUUUUCCUUCCAUUUUCCGGCCGCCGUCUUGGCAUCCCGAUUCCCGGCCUCUCGCGGCGUGCCGCCGACACCACCGAGCAAAGGAAAGCAGCUCCUGAUUUAAGCUCAAUUCGUGGGGGAUCGAGGCAUCGUGGCCUUCCGAUUGCUUCGCCGCCCGCUCCUCCGAAAUCUCGCCGCCUUUUGAUCUCUCUCACCGCGUGGUGCGGAAGGAUGGGGGAGGGGGCGAAGGCGAUGCUGGCGAAGCCGAUCCAGCUCGCGGACCAGGUGGCGCAGCAGGCGGGGUACCAGUGCCUCCGGACGGACUGCACGGAGCUCCGGGCGCGCGCCAAGAAGCUCGCCGAGCUCCUGCGGCAGGCGGCGCGGGCAGACCUGUACGAGCGCCCCGCCGCGCGCGUCAUGGCGGACACCGAGCGGGCGCUCGCCAAGGCCGCCGGCAUGGCCGCCCGCUGCUUCCAGAGCCACUCCCGCCUCCGCCGCUUCUUCACGCUCAACCCGGUGUCGGGGCUCCCGCGCACCCUCGCCAUGCUCGACACCGCGCUCGAGGACAUCGACUGGCUCAUCCGCAUCUCGUCCCCGCAGGCCGACGACGACGGCGACCUCCGGGGCCUCCCCAACAUCGCCCAGAACGAGCCCGUGCUCGGCAUGAUCUGGGACAACAUCGCGCGCCUCCACACCGGCGGGCUCGCAGCGCGGGCCGACUCCGCCGCCACGCUCGCCUCCCUCGCCCGCGAUAACCCCCACUACGCCAAGUACAUCAUCGAGGAGGACGGCGUCCCGCCCCUCGUCAAGCUGCUCAAGGAAGGCACCGACGACGGCCAGGAGGCUGCCGCCAUGGCGCUCGGCCUUCUCUUCCGCGACGAGGAGAGCGUGGAGAAGCUCCUCCACACCGGGGUGUGCUCCGUCUUCGCCGCCGCGCUCAAGGAGCCGCCGAUGCGCGUGCAGGCCGCGGUCGCGGACGCCAUCGCGUCGCUCGCGAACCACAGCCAGAAAUGCAAGGACCUCUUCGCCCAGAACUACGCCGUCCGGCACCUCGUCGGCCACCUCGCCUCCGGAACCAUCCAGGAGCACAGCAGGUACUCUGUCAGUGGGAACGGCUCUAGGAACACCCCUACUCCGGCGGCGGCCAUGUCCUCGCUCGACAAGCUUCACUCCGUUGUGCUUGCCAAGUCGCGCAGCGUGCACCAAGGCGGGUCUGGUUCCUCAACAAACGAGCCGCCGAACCAGCCAGAAGCCUCGAAUGGCGGCCAGCAGCGAGAAAGAUCGAACCAGAUGCAAUCGGUGGUGAAAUCCGCGAUAGCGGCCAAGACAAACGUAGCCGCGCCUCCACCCAGUAGGCCUCAGCUGAGUUCGAACGGUUCGAGCGGCCGCGGAUCGCGCGAGGCCGAGGACCCGGCUACCAAGGCGCACAUGAAGGCUAUGGCGGCGAAGGCUCUGUGGAAGCUCGCGCGAGGCCAUGUCGGAGUCUGCACCAGCAUUACGGAGUCUCGCGCGCUCCUCUGCUUCGCCAGGAUCCUCGAGAACGGCGACGGCGGCGCGGGCACGCACCUGCAGUUCUACUCCGCGAUGGCGAUCAUGGAGAUCACCCGUGUCGCCGAACACAACCUCGCGCUCCGGCAGUCCGCGUUCAAGCCCAGCUCGCCGGUGGCCAAGGCCGUCGUGGAGCAGCUCCUCCGCAUCGUACGCAAGGGAGACGACGACGAACUGCUGUGCCCGUGCGUCACCGCCCUGGGCUGCUUGUCGCGCACAUUCACCGCGAGCGAGACACGCGUGAUCGGCCCGCUGGUGCAGCUGCUCGACGACAGGGAGAUCCCGGUCAUGAAGGAGGCCGUGGUGGCGCUCACCAAGUUCGCCUGCACCGAGAACCACCUGCACGUGAACCAUUGCAAGGCCAUCAUGGACGCCGGCGGCGCGCGGCACCUCGUCCAGCUCGUGUACCUCGGAGACCAUCUGCAGAUCGAGGCGCUCAUACUGCUCUGCUACAUUGCGCUGCACGUCCCAGAGAGCGAAGAGCUCGCGCAGGCCGGGGUGCUCGCCGUGCUCAUGUGGGCGUCCAAGCAGGCACACAUGGUGCAGGACCUGCGCGUUGAGGCACUGCUGCCGAACGCCAAGGGUCGGCUGGACCUCUUCCAGUCCAGGGCAUCCAGGUGAUGAUUGCAGGCUUGCAGCAAUCACCCGGUGGAGAUGAGUUUGUUCAUCUUGCUUUACAGAAUCAGAUUAGAUUUGUGUCUAUUUUUCUUUGCAGUUUUAAGUUCCAGAUAUGCGAUUGUUAGAGUGUACAUAUCCCGGUUCCGUUUGUCAAAGAAAGUGUUGAUUGAAUUGAAUCGUCUCAUUCUUAAGUCCUGAGGAAUUCAUGUUGAUCAUUCUGUACGUGUAAAGUCGAAAUGAAAAGAAAGGUUCUGUUCA